Molecule: messenger RNA, 1563 nt
Organism: Mastomys coucha (southern multimammate mouse)
Lineage: Eukaryota; Metazoa; Chordata; Mammalia; Rodentia; Muridae
Gene: Chmp5
Product: charged multivesicular body protein 5
Exons: 8
Coding region: 251-910 (219 amino acids)
Biological process (GO): vesicle budding from membrane; late endosome to vacuole transport via multivesicular body sorting pathway
Cellular component (GO): multivesicular body
Source: RefSeq, a predicted model, not a curated record
CCUCCUCAUAAGCCCCUCCUUCAGAAGGCUUACCACCUCUCCCAGAGCUCCGCGCUCCUGCUCCGGAAGGAGGAGCUGAAAACACGGAAAAAGGAUCGGGAAAACUCCAGCGAGCACUCUGCGCUUGCGCGUGGGGGUGGGGGUGGGGGGAAGCCGGAAAUUGAAACCUGAGCGACUACGCUUCCGUUUCUGGUUUUCCUCCUGUGUUUGGUUUUCCUCCUGUGUUUGGGUUUCCUCGCCGCCGGCCAAGAUGAACCGAUUCUUCGGAAAAGCAAAACCCAAGGCUCCGCCACCUAGCCUGACUGACUGCAUUGGGACGGUGGAUAGCAGGGCAGAAUCCAUUGACAAAAAGAUUUCCCGGCUGGAUGCUGAACUAGUGAAAUAUAAGGAUCAAAUCAAGAAGAUGAGAGAAGGUCCUGCUAAGAACAUGGUCAAACAGAAAGCCCUGAGGGUUUUAAAGCAAAAGCGGAUGUAUGAGCAGCAGCGAGACAACCUGGCCCAACAGUCCUUUAACAUGGAGCAAGCUAAUUACACCAUCCAGUCACUGAAGGACACCAAGACCACGGUUGACGCCAUGAAAUUGGGAGUAAAGGAAAUGAAGAAGGCAUACAAGGAAGUAAAAAUUGACCAGAUUGAGGACUUACAAGACCAGCUGGAGGAUAUGAUGGAAGAUGCAAACGAGAUCCAGGAAGCACUGGGCCGCAGCUACGGCACCCCAGAAUUAGAUGAGGAUGACCUGGAAGCAGAGUUGGAUGCGCUGGGCGACGAGCUUCUGGCUGAUGAGGAUAGCUCUUACUUGGAUGAGGCGGCCUCUGCACCUGCCAUCCCAGAAGGUGUUCCCACUGACACCAAAAACAAGGAUGGCGUGCUGGUGGAUGAAUUUGGACUGCCACAGAUUCCCGCUUCGUAGACUUGCAGCAUUCCAGCACAUGAUGUAAAAAAAACAAAAAAAGUAUUCUGGGACUAGGAAAUAGUUCCCGAGCUGCCAAACAGGUUUAGGUUUCUUUCCUUUCUUUGAAGGAAAAGCUAAUCACACUGCUCCUGCAUUUUUAUUUUUUCCGUUAAGGAAUUCAUUGCUUGGGGGAAGCUGUCUUUACUAAAACUUGAUUUUUUUUUUCUCUUAGGAAAGACUAACUGAAAAGUACCCUUGACUUUGUAUGACUUGUGUUCAUUCAUUAACAAUAAUCUGAAAUUAAACCAAGGAGAUGAGACUCUAAAUUGUAUGGUAAUGUAAGUACAGCCUCAGUAUGGUGAUACAUUGAUAAGAUGAAAAUUAUUGAUGAGAUUGAGACUGUUGAUAGUAUGCGUCAGAACCAUUGUCUAUUGUGGUAUUGUAGAUGGGUUAAAGUGAUGGCCUCUUUUGAUGGUUUUGUUGUGUCGUGUGAGCAAGUCAUUACUCUAUCUAAUGUUGGAAUGAAGUGUCACUACUGUAUCAUGAGUUACUACUUUGAUUCCAUGGUUCCCUCAGUAUAUACUAGCCUGACUUGUAAUGAAUAAUGAAUAUUUCUUGAUAUUUAAUGUAUAGGACAUUUAUUUAUACUCAAUAAAUAUUUUUCAAAAGGA